AUGGCCGAUACUGCAGCACCUCCAGUGUUCAAGAAGCGCAACAACAAGACCAAUCUUCGCAAACGUCCAGCAACACCUCCUCCUGCAGACUCCGAGUCCGAAUACACAUCGUCCGAAGAGAAUGGCGUACGCAUAAAACGUCGUCGCACCGAAGGAGUUACGACAACACAAUCAACUGCUCGUGCAGCGGAUCUUCGCAAAUCUACAGCAUAUGCUGCGGAUCGCUCCACGAACAUCACCGCCAACGACGAUGCUACCAAGGCAAGCACAUGGUUUACUGAUGCUGCGCUCGCGGCUGGUGAUGCGCCUGUGAAGGAGGCGCAAGCAAAGGAGGAUGGCGUGUAUGGUGGCACGGCACAGUAUGGCUCAUUCAUCCAGAAGAAUCCAGACGCAAAGAAGCUGGGACCACAGAAAGCUCCCACGAAUGUUCGGACAAUCACUGUGACGGACUUUGCGCCGGAUGUUUGCAAGGACUACAAGCAGACGGGUUUCUGUGGGUUCGGUGAUAGCUGUAAGUUCUUGCAUGCGAGAGAGGAUUACAAGCAAGGUUGGCAACUGGACAAGGAAUGGGAGAAGGUGGGGAGCAAGAAGGACAAGAAGGACGGAGGGAAAGAGGAUGAGGGGUUGAAUGAAGAGGAGAAGAUGUUAAGGGACAUUCCAUUCAAGUGUGUCAUUUGCAAGGAGGAUUACAAGACUCCUGUUGUCACGAAGUGUGGGCAUUACUUCUGUGAGAAGUGUGCAAUGGGGAGGUAUAUGAAGGGAAAGAAGAAGACCUGUGCGGCAUGUGGUGCAGACACAGGUGGAAGCUUUGGGGUUGCAAGGAAGCUCAAGGCAUUGCUUGAAAAGAAGCGGAAAAGAGAAGAGGAGAAGGCGGCCGAGGCGGAGGCUGAGGAAGCUUGA
Ramularia collo-cygni is the source of this 900-nucleotide messenger RNA. Its product is annotated as related to Pre-mRNA-splicing factor cwc24. The transcript has a single exon. Gene Ontology annotation, cellular component: U2-type spliceosomal complex. Bases 1 to 900 code for a protein of 299 amino acids. Gene Ontology annotation, molecular function: metal ion binding. Gene Ontology annotation, biological process: snoRNA splicing. Lineage: Eukaryota; Fungi; Ascomycota; Dothideomycetes; Mycosphaerellales; Mycosphaerellaceae. The record is from RefSeq and is a predicted model, not a curated record.